This is a messenger RNA of Cuscuta campestris, 3565 nucleotides long. The record is from the annotation of a GenBank genome assembly. NCBI's taxonomy places the organism in Eukaryota, Viridiplantae, Streptophyta, Magnoliopsida, Solanales, Convolvulaceae.
CUCCAACAAAAACAUCUUAAAAACCACCUUUCGGUUUUGGUCGUUUGGAAAAACCACGUAAAACGGCAUAAACUUGGCUAGCCGUGGUUUUUACCCAAAUGACGUGGUUUUUAAAAUGUCUCACUUGAUUUCUUAUCCAAAUACAUCAAAUAAGUGUUUUAAACACUUGGUUUUUAUUUUGGAGAACUUUGGAUUUUUCGGUCGGUUUUUGCAUCGGUUGGCUAGGCCGUGGUUAAGGCGAAAACCAUAGGUUUUUGGCUAACCACCCACCCAGCGAUGGGAAGAACUUCCCAUCGAUGGGCAAGCGGUCCCUUAGCCAAACCAACUUCCAGAACCAUGCCAAACAGCGAUGGGAAGUUCUACCCAUCGCUGUUUAAGCCUUGGUCCAACAUUUUCACAAGGCAAAAUGCCCUUACCCAGCGAUGGGAACCUUUACCCAUCGAUGGGAACCCAGCGAUGGGAGGGCAUUCCCAUGGCUGAUUAGGCAUGACCGUUGGAAGUCAUUUAAGGUUGAUUCUUUCCUUGUUUGGAAGUCAACCUCCCACCCAGCGAUGUGAAGCUUGUACCCAUCGAUGGGUAGGUGACCGUUGGCUUCAAAACUGAAGGAAAAUUGGCUUACCAGCGAUGGGUGAGUCCAAACAUCGAUGGGAAGCCAAUAUCCUGCAGAUCCCAAAUUUAUUCAAUCCCAUAAAUCAAGCCAAUCACCCCUUUAAUAUAUUGGUCCGUUGGAGCCUAUUUUGGCACUAUAAAAAGGGGUGUUUGGGUCUGCUUUUAUUAUCAAUUCACUUCACAAUAUUCAUAUUAUCAUUGCAUCCAAACCACAUUAUUUUCCAUAGCUUUCUAGAGCCAACUUGUGUGAAGUUUGAGUUGUUCUUGAGCGUAUAUAUUUUACUCAAUAUCCACUCUUAAGGAGAGUCUUGUUCUUGAGUGUCUUAGUGUUGUACACACGUUAAGGGAAGCUUGUUUCCCUUGGUUGUACGAAUGAAAGGUAUUUUCCUUCGGGUUGAAGUCUUGGAGUGCGGUAUCUCUAAGCAAGUAUUGUUGAGGCUCGUGGGACUCGAGUUCUCAGGUUGUAACAGUUUGUUAAGCACCCGUAAGCUUAACGGAAGUAGUGUAGCUCGAGAGAGUCUCUCGGGAGGCUGGAUUAGCCACAAGUUGUGGUGAACCAGGGUAAAUUCGGUGUGCCUCUUACUCUUCUCUUUUCUUCUCCUUUAAAUUUUUUAAUUCCUGCGACUUCUACGAUCAAACGCUAUUCACCCCCUGCCCUCUAGCGUUGAUCAUUUAUUCUAACAAUUGGUAUCAGAGCCUAACUCGCGUCCAAACUUAACCGUUUGAGAGUAAAAGCGAUCAUGGGUUCUUUUUCUAGAAAUUUGUAUGCAGGAAUAGGUGAAGGGCAAUCAACCACACGGCCACUUCUUUUUUAUGGAACCAAUUAUACAUAUUGGAAAGAACGAAUGAGAAUCUAUAUUCGUUCCACGAACUUCCAAUUAUGGUUGGUUAUCAAAAACGGGGAAGAGGUGCCGAUGAAGAAAGUUGAGGACAAAUUGAUCCCCAAGACCGAAGAUGAAUUUGAUGCGGAGGACAUCAAAAAGGUCGAGAAUUAUGCAAAGGCAAUAAACAUGCUUUAUUGUGCCGUAAAUCCUGAUGACUACCGCAAAAUCUCUUGCUGCUCAACCGCCAAGGAGAUGUGGGAUAAACUUGAGGUGACGUACGAAGGAACGGACCAAGUACGUGAAGCCAAGAUCGACUUCCUCACCCAAGAGUAUGAGAUGUUUAGAAUGAAGGAGCACGAAAACAUCGACGACAUGUUCGACCGAUUCUCCAAGAUAGUCAACGAUCUUCAUGCUUUGAAGAAGACCUACACCGACAGGGAUCUUGUGUGAAAGAUCCUACGGAGCUUGACAUCCGAAUGGCGAUCUAAGGCCGAUGUCAUCUAUGAGUCAAUCGGCACAUCAAAUGUCACCAUCGACGGUUUAAAAGGUAACUUAAAAACUUAUGAAUCUACUAUACUUAACCCGUCUUUGAAUGACCAGAGAAAAGGCAUAGCAUUAAAAGCCUCCAAAGAACCGACAAUGAAUGACUCAAGCGAUGAUGAUGAAGUCAAGCUUGUCAUGAAGAAGUUUUGCAAACUUCUAAGAAAGAAAGAAAAGAUUGAGGAUGCCCCUGUGUGCUAUGGAUGUGGUGAAGCCGGGCACAUCAAGAACAAAUGCCCGAGAAACGGAAGGAACACUCGCCACUUCAAAAAGCAAAGAGCAUACAUCUCUUGGGGUGGCGACUCCGGCGACGAGUCAACCGACCAAGACGAGGAUGAAACUGCCAACCUCUGUCUCAUGGCACACGAAGACCAAACCGAUAAUGAACAAGAGGUAUGUACCAUUUCUUCCGACUCUUACACUUUUGAAGAAAUGCAAGAAGCGCUUCAUGAACUUUAUGAUGAAUUUGUUAGCGCUUCUAAAAUUAACAAAUAAUUAAAGAAACGUCUUUUAACUCUUGAAAAUGAUGUUGAAAAACUAGAAAAAGAUAAUGAAAAGCUAAAACAAGAAAAUAAAUUUUAUGGCAAAAGAAGCGCUGACAAACCGGAAAGCUCUUCAAGUGAAUGUGAAUCUUGUAAAGCUUUAAAAGAAAAGGUUGCAAAACUUGAGAGUACGGUUAAGAAAUUCAAUACCCCACACAAAGAUCUUAACUUACUCCUUGACACCAUGCAUUUUUCUAAGGAAGGACUAGGUUUUGAUAAAAACGAAUCUAAGGAAAGAAACGCUGAGCAAACACCUAGACAACCUCCUAAGGCUCAACGUAAGAAAUUUAAAAAUCAAGAUAAUAGAAAAUCUAGUCAACUUAAGGACACUAGACAACCUAGACAAAGACCUAGGAAUGAAAAUGUGCAUGUUAGACAAUCUAAGAAAAAUUAUCAAAAUGAAUUUGUGCAUAAAAAUAAUUUUUCAAAUAGACAAAAUAAUGCUAGGACACCUAGAAGGGAGAAUUUUCAAAAACCAAUGCUUUCGCAAAAUAGGAUGAAUAUGGUUAGACCCCCUAGCUAUUAUCAACCUAGGCAUAUGUUCAACCCAAACGUAGUAUGCCAUUAUUGCAAUAGGGUAGGACAUAUAGCUCCCGUGUGUUUCACCAUACAUAGGCACUUCACCUACAAUGAAACACACAACGAAUUUGGUGCUAAUAAAAAGAAAUCCUUUGGAAAAGGAUAUUCGAAUCAUAAACAAUCUCCACAGGACAAUGCACAAAAGAAACCUUAUUAUUUCUUCUACUUUGACGAAAAGAAGAAUGUCAACAUUCCGUUACCGGAACCGACACAAAUCACACCAAGAUAUCGGCACUCCGUUCAGGUAGAUUGGAACCCGUCGACCACGAGACGAUGGGUUGGGCAAGGUAACUCCUAAACAAUCAUCUAAUCGCGUGAGUGUGUGUGUGUGGGCGUAUUGAAACUAAUUUUGGGUGUGUGUGUGGGCAAUAAAGGUUAACUAACCCCUAAGGACCCAUAGACAUAUUCUGGGUACCAAAGCGUUGCUUUUUUGCAGGGACGGUUCGGAGUGAAGAAAUCUGGAAAUCAGGG